Drosophila willistoni is the source of this 1780-nucleotide messenger RNA. Its product is annotated as caspase-3. The transcript has 3 exons. The record is from RefSeq and is a predicted model, not a curated record. Gene Ontology annotation, cellular component: cytoplasm. Gene Ontology annotation, biological process: proteolysis; apoptotic process. NCBI's taxonomy places the organism in Eukaryota, Metazoa, Arthropoda, Insecta, Diptera, Drosophilidae. Bases 129 to 1175 code for a protein of 348 amino acids.
UUCAUCGUGUAGCUUGUCGGUUUCAAACUGUCUAGACUCUAAAGAAAAACGUAAAUAAAACAAAUCGAACUAACAGUCAACGCUCAACGACCUUGGGUUGGCUAAAUCCAAAGACAUCAUUAGCUUUAAUGCCUUAUGUGUCGCCCUACAGUAAGGAGAAAUUGACAUCAAGUGGUUAUGUAUCGGCCUAUGAUCAACGAAAACAUUCUGUAACAUCUACCAAUAGCACAAUAUCUCUGUCUAUUCCACAACGAAAAGUCAAUAUGGAGCAAAACGUUCAAUCGACUCCCCCAAACGUCAAUAUGGAGCAAAGCGUGGAAUCGCCUCCCCCGAAGGUAUCGAUCUUCGUAAGAAUAUUUCAUUGUAUUUUGCAAAUAUUCUGUAUAAAACCUGCCAUUCCGAAAACGAAUAACACUGUCCAUAUAGACGAUACCGAUGCCACGAACUUUAGUGGCCCUGAGAGACCUUUGAUAAGACCUUCUGUUUCUACAGUACCCAAAACCGUUGCCAACAAAAAACUGAAACCAGCUCAUGUAUACAUUUUUAAUCAUGAAAAAUUCGAUACUCAAACUGAAUAUCGAGUUGGUAGUGAGCAGGAUGUGAAAGCAUUGCGCAAAGUUUUCAAAGAAUUUAAUUGCAAAGUUGAGGUUAUAACCAAUGCCACAGUUGCAACCGUUAAGAGUACUGUAAAAAAAUUGGAACAGUCAAAUUUCGAGAAGCAAUCUGCAUUGGUUAUUGUUGUACUUAGCCAUGGUGAUCGCCACGAUAAAAUACUGGCCAAGGAUUUGGAUUACUACCUGGACGAUGAUAUCAUUUUUCCCAUUCUGCGAAAUCGCACGCUUGUCAAUAAACCAAAGAUGGUUAUUGUUCAGGCCUGUAAGGGAUCCAUGAUGAAAGGUGGUUUUAAAACUGAUGCCGCCCAACCGCAUGGAAGUCCAACCGAGGUCAUGAAAUGCUAUAGCACCUAUGAGGGCUAUGUGUCCUUUCGCUACGAGGAUGGCACACCAUUUAUACAAACCUUUUGUGAUGUUUUAAAAAAAUUUGGAAAGACAAAGCAUAUUGAUGCCAUAAUGACUGACGUUCGAAUUGCAAUUAAAAAUUCGACCAAUGACAUGCAAAUACCAUCGGUGCACUCUACAUUGACACAACAAUACGUUUUUGGCGAUUAUAUAUAAUUAUUAUUACAUGACCAGGACAGAAUUUAAGGAAGGGCUAGUCAGCUAGAGCCCUCCAUUAAACGAAGCUGAAAAUAUUAUGGCAUCCGAGCCGAAUAUCAAGGAGAAGAGCUACAUCGAACAUAUUUUAGGAUUCAAUUUUAGCAAUUCCGACUCCAUUAUGUAUGUAUGUACAUUUAUUUAUAUCACCAUUAAUACUCGCAUUAUUUGAGCCAUGUCAACCUGUGCGUUGUUCGUAAAUUUCGCCUAUACAAAACGAAGCCCAUUUUCUCCCCACUACUACCACAAUUAUAAAGUUGUUGUUAUCAAUAUUUGUAAAUAUACCAAAGUUCAAUGAUACGGCCAUAAUUUGUAAGAAUGAGUAAGAUAGCUUAUGCUUUCUACGCUUACAAAUAUCUGUAUAUAAACUCAAAUCUGUAUAUGUACUCAAUUUUUUUGCUAACACAAAUAUUAUAAGCCUUAUCGUUCUAAAGUGUACAGAAAAAAUACUCAUGUGCUGAUUAGGUAAAUAUAUAUCAUUGGAAAAAAUGUCUGAAAGGGUUUGAAAACUGCGAAAACUGUCAACAGUUUUGCUGUGUGCUGUUGCUUCUGCUUCGGAAACUAUG